Molecule: messenger RNA, 1251 nt
Organism: Arvicola amphibius (Eurasian water vole)
Lineage: Eukaryota; Metazoa; Chordata; Mammalia; Rodentia; Cricetidae
Gene: Ntsr2
Product: neurotensin receptor 2
Exons: 4
Coding region: 1-1251 (416 amino acids)
Biological process (GO): neuropeptide signaling pathway
Cellular component (GO): plasma membrane
Molecular function (GO): G protein-coupled neurotensin receptor activity
Source: RefSeq, a predicted model, not a curated record
AUGGAGACCAGCAGCCCGCGGUCCCCAAGGCCCAGCCCUAGUGCAGGGUUGAGCCUGGACGCACGGCUGGGCGUGGACACGCGCCUCUGGGCCAAGGUAUUGUUCACCGCGCUGUACUCGCUCAUCUUCGGGCUGGGCACGGUGGGCAAUGCGCUGUCCGUGCACGUGGUGCUGAAGGCACGGGCCGGUCGUCCCGGACGCCUGCGCUACCACGUGCUCAGCCUGGCGCUGUCGGCGCUGUUGCUGCUACUGGUCAGCGUUCCCAUGGAACUCUACAACUUCGUGUGGUCCCACUACCCCUGGGUCUUCGGCGAUCUGGGCUGUCGUGGCUACUACUUCGUGCGGGAGCUGUGCGCCUAUGCCACGGUGCUGAGCGUAGCCAGCCUGAGCGCAGAGCGCUGCCUGGCUGUGUGUCAGCCGCUGCGUGCCCGCCGCCUGCUCACUCCGCGCCGCACCCGCCGCCUGCUGUCCCUGAUUUGGGUCGCCUCACUGGGCCUUGCCCUGCCCAUGGCGGUGAUCAUGGGACAGAAGCAUGAAGUGGAGGGGGCCAAUGGGGAGCCCGAGCCCGCCUCGCGCGUGUGCACGGUAAUGGUGAGCCGCGCCACACUCCAGGUCUUCAUCCAGGUGAAUGUACUGGUGUCCUUCGUGCUUCCCUUGGCACUCACCGCCUUCCUGAAUGGGGUCACUGUCAACCACCUGAUGGCCCUCUACUCCCAGGUACCAUCAGCCUCUGCCCCAGUCUACUCCAUCCCCAGCCGCCUGGAGCUCUUGAGUGAGGAAGGCCUCCUGGGUGUCAUCGCGUGGAGAAAGACCCUGUCCCUGGGGGUCCAAGCCAGCCUGGUGAGACACAAGGAUACCAGCCAGAUCCGCAGCCUCCAGCACAGCGCCCAGGUUCUCAGAGCCAUUGUGGCUGUAUAUGUCAUCUGCUGGCUGCCGUACCAUGUCCGCAGGCUCAUGUACUGCUACAUCCCUGAUGACGGGUGGACUGACACACUCUACAAUUUCUAUCACUACUUCUACAUGGCGACCAACACGCUCUUCUACGUCAGCUCGGCAGUGACCCCGGUCCUCUACAACGCUGUGUCUUCUUCCUUCAGGAAGCUCUUCCUGGAAUCCCUCAGCUCUCCAUGUGGUGAACAGCACUCCCUGGUGCCCUUACCCCAAGAAGCCCCAGAGUCACCCCCUAGUACAUACAGUUUCCGGCUUUGGGGAUCGCCAAGAAACCCCAGCCUGGGUGAAAUACAAGUAUGA